GGAAAUUAGAGAGAUUAUUUUAGGCUACCUCUAAAAUGCCACUGGCGAAUCAUUUUUUAUCUUAAAUUCCUGUGUUUCUUCAAGGCAUCUGAACAUGAAAAACUGUCACCUACCCACAUGGGCUGGCAGUAACAUUUGUCAAAGUGUCACUUGCUGACCGCAUGCCUAACUAUUCUGUCAGGACAGUGACACCACGGGAGGCUCAGGGACAUGUCCACAGCGCAGAUCUCAGCUCUGGUGCUCGGUGUCGGAGGGUUCGGCGCUCUUGUUGCUGCCACCACGUCCAACGAGUGGAAAGUAACCACGCGGGCAUCGUCGGUGAUAACUGCCACUUGGGUUUACCAGGGGCUCUGGAUGAACUGCGCAGGUAACGCGUUGGGCACUUUCCAUUGCCGACCGCAUUUUACUAUCUUCCAAGUAGCAGGCUAUAUCCAGGCAUGUAGAGGGCUUAUGAUUGCUGCUGUCAGCCUGGGAUUUUUUGGUUCCAUAUUUGCGCUCUUUGGAAUGAAGUGUACCAAGGUUGGAGGCUCAGAUAAAUCCAAAGCUAAAAUUGCUUGCCUGGCUGGAAUUGUAUUCAUCCUGUCAGGGUUGUGCUCAAUGACUGGCUGUUCUCUGUACGCAAACAAAAUCACAACAGAAUUCUUUGAUCCUCUCUUUGUGGAGCAAAAGUAUGAAUUAGGAGCUGCUCUGUUUAUUGGAUGGGCAGGAGCCUCACUCUGCAUAAUUGGUGGUGUCAUAUUUUGCUUUUCAAUAUCUGACAACAAGAAAACACCCAGAAUGGGAUAUACAUACAGUGGAGCCACAUCUGUCUUGUCUUCUCGGACAAAGAAUCAUGGCGGAGAAGGAGAUCUUAAAACCACAAGCCCUUCAAAACAGUUCGAUAAAAAUGCUUAUGUCUGAAGAGCUCUCUGCUGGCCAGCGCUGUCUUGAGUUUGUUAUCAAAGUGGACUGUUCACAGAAUAACCCCAUCAAAGAGCCCCCCUAUAAUUAACAAACUAUUUUUAAAGCAUGAAUUUGAAGAAUUCAUUGAUUGUAUGGAUGUAAAUGUUCUUACAUGGUUAUGUACUAAUCAUUUUCUGUUACGGCUUUCUAUAAAAAAAAUAAACAGGUUAUUUACAGGAUU
Molecule: messenger RNA, 1123 nt
Organism: Chinchilla lanigera (long-tailed chinchilla)
Lineage: Eukaryota; Metazoa; Chordata; Mammalia; Rodentia; Chinchillidae
Gene: Cldn10
Product: claudin 10
Exons: 5
Coding region: 211-900 (229 amino acids)
Biological process (GO): cell adhesion; bicellular tight junction assembly
Cellular component (GO): plasma membrane; bicellular tight junction
Molecular function (GO): structural molecule activity
Source: RefSeq, a predicted model, not a curated record